This is a messenger RNA of Perkinsus marinus ATCC 50983, 1126 nucleotides long. RefSeq names its product uridine phosphorylase, putative. The coding region runs from base 1 to 876 and encodes 291 amino acids. The record is from RefSeq and is a predicted model, not a curated record. The transcript has a single exon. Gene Ontology annotation, biological process: purine nucleoside catabolic process. Gene Ontology annotation, cellular component: cytosol. Gene Ontology annotation, molecular function: purine-nucleoside phosphorylase activity. NCBI's taxonomy places the organism in Eukaryota, Perkinsozoa, Perkinsida, Perkinsidae.
AUGGCUGAUCCUGAUUUCAAGCCUAUGCAUGUGACCGUCGGUCGUGAACAUUGCCUUGGUAACAAUGGUCUCGGUCGUUUCUGGAUCCUACCUGGAUCGCGUGACCGUGCUAAGCAUAUAGCCGAGAACUAUUUCCGAGAUGUAGAAGUGAUUCCCUCUCCUCGUGGUCAUGAUGGUUACAUUGGCAAGUACGAUGCCCCUGACGGAACUGUUGUCGACAUUGGUGUUAUCUCUACCGGUAUGGGUGCUCCAAGUGUUGACAUCAUCGCCACUGAGAUGAUCAAGCUUGGUGCCAAGGUCCUCGUCAGAGUUGGUACCGCUGGUGCCAUGCAGAAGACUCUCGGAAUCGGUGAUAUCGUUAUCGCUACUGGUGCCAUUCGUGAUGAGGGUACGACAAGGCACUACAUGCCUCUCGAGUUCCCUGCUCUUGGAUCGGCUGCUGUUGUCACUGCUAUGUCCAGCGCUGCGCAGUUGGAGCUGGAGGACGAAGAUGAACAUACUGAGGGUGGUGCCCAGUGGAUCUACGAUGCUGGUCCGGUCCAUACUAAGGAUUCCCUCAUGGCUAGGGAGUUCAAGUUUGGUCCCUAUGGUCCUGAGCACAAACGCUACAUGGAAGUCUUGGAGAAACUGGGGUGUUUGGCCUCUGAGAUGGAAGUAGCCAUGCUCUUCACUUUAGGGCAAGUGUAUGGUGUCAAGACUGGUUGUGUUCUCGCUCUUAUCGGUGGUGGUAGUGAUCCCAUCUCUGAUAAAGCCAACCUCAAGAGUGAGGCUGUUGCUCGUUCAUGCAGGAUUGUAUGCCGAGGUAUGGCUCAAUUGAAGAAGAACAUGGAUAGAUUCGCCAGUAAGGCGUCGUUGCUAGGUCGAACUGAUGAGUAAGUCUGUGACGUUAACGGUACCGAGAGAUCUUGGUGCCUUAUCGUGUACAGCCUCAUAACAAUCCUAUUCGGAUCGUGUCAAAGUUUCUUAUAAUAAUAAUAUUAGUAUGCGGCUGUUAUGUAUUGACUGGUACUGAUUUGUUGGUGUUGAUCCUUUUUAUGCCAAGAACAUCAGUAGCUUCCUCCCCCCAUAUCAUUGCAACGAAGUUAUAUCCUAUGGUUGUUCUGGUUUAUUUUCUAGUCUCCAUCGU